AUGGUUACCUCACCAUUGGAUGAGUUUUAUUUGUCCGCAAAGAAUGUGGAAUUGACAGCAUUUACCGGCGACAAUCCGGUGGCGUGGAUCACUCGUGCUGAGACAUACUUUGAAGUACAACGAAUCUCUCAGGAUGUUCGUAUUCAGUUGACAAAGUUAAGUAUGGAAGGCCCUACUAUCCAUUGGUUUAACCUAUGGCGUGAUUCAACAGAGGAAUUGUCACGGGAGAACCUCUGUGAAGCAAUGAUGGCGGUAUUUGGAGGAGGGCGUUUGGAGAACCCCUUCGAAGAACUCAAGGAUUUGAAGCAAUCUGAGACAGUGGAGGAUUACAUCGCCGAAUUUGAAUUUUGUUCAUCUCAGUGUGGAAGGUUACCAGAACAACAAUUUCUGGGCUAUUUUAUUGGUGGUUUACAUCAUGACAUCCGUUCUCGGGUAAGAACAUUCAAGCUGCACAACUGGUAUGUGGCGAUGCAAUUGGCACGUGAUGUGGAACGUGAAUUUGCUGAAAAUUCAGGUCAUGGAUCUGGUUCACGUGACAAUUUGCACCGUCAUUCUUGUGGUGUCCGCCAUCUACCAAGUGUAGAGGUUAAUGAGCGUCGUGCGACAGGACUCUGUUUUCGUUGCAACGAACUAUGGGAUCGUCUCCAUCAAUGUGCAACAAAACAGUUACAAUUGAUUAUCUUGGGGGAUGAUGAAAUUGUCAACGAUGAAGGAGAGAUUGUCGUGUUAGAGGCUGAGUCGAAAGAAGAGCUCGCACAAGAGGAAUUAGAAUGUAAAACUAUGGGACUGUUUGGUGUAUCCACUAAUCUAAACCAAGUACGGGCGAUGAAAUUGGAGGGAUGUUUACAAGGUGCAUCUAUUCUGGUUCUUAUUGACAGUGGAGCCACACAUAAUUUCAUAUCCCCUAAGGUGGUGGAAACCCUCGGAUUUCCUAUGGUGCCUUCUAAUCCCUUGGGUGUUAAGUUAGGAGAUGGUCAUCGUGUCCUAACUAGGGGUAGAUGCAAUGGAAUUCAACUGAACGUCGGAGCGGUGCAGAUUUGUUUUGAUGCUUAUGUACUGGAGUUAGGAGGUGUGUAUUUGAUUUUGGGAGUUGUGUGGCUGGAAACUUUGGGGAAGGUGACCAUGGAUUGGAAAGAAAUGUCUAUGGUGUUCAACCAUAAGGGCAGUAUGGUGAAAUUACUUGGUCAAGCUGUAGAUGAUAUGAUGGCUACAUUACAAAGCAUUAUCACUCCUUCUCGAAUGAUAGCAGGCUGUGAAUGGCCUACCUUGAUGGAGGUGCUAGGAUCACCGGUGUCACGUGUCUCUGAUCACCAGACUAAGGAGUUGGAAGGAUUGUUUGAUCGUUUUGUUAUUGUGUUUAAAGAAAUUCAGGGUCUUCCUCCGCCAAGAAACACUAGCCAUUCAAUUGAACUUUUACAUGGUGCUGGUCCGGUAAGUGUGCGGCCUUAUAGAUAUCCUUAUUUACACAAGGAUGAAAUUGAAAAACAAAUUUAG
Messenger RNA from Lathyrus oleraceus (garden pea), 1494 nucleotides. RefSeq lists its product as uncharacterized. The coding region runs from base 1 to 1494 and encodes 497 amino acids. The transcript has 2 exons. NCBI's taxonomy places the organism in Eukaryota, Viridiplantae, Streptophyta, Magnoliopsida, Fabales, Fabaceae. The record is from RefSeq and is a predicted model, not a curated record.